This is a messenger RNA of Menidia menidia (Atlantic silverside), 561 nucleotides long. Lineage: Eukaryota; Metazoa; Chordata; Actinopteri; Atheriniformes; Atherinopsidae. The record is from the annotation of a GenBank genome assembly.
AACUUCCGGUAACACCCCUCUUCCUCUUCCAGACAUCACAGCGUGACCGACGUUUCGUGUCUAUUUAGACUUAAAAAUGCGUUACGUGGCCGCUUACCUCCUCGCUGUGCUCGGUGGAAACACCAGCCCCUCUUCAAAAGACAUCAAGGACAUCUUGGGCAGCGUGGGAAUUGAGGCCGAUGACGAACGUUUGAACAAAGUCAUAAGCGAGCUGAAUGGGAAGGACAUCAAUGAAGUCAUGAACUCGGGCCUCUCCAAAUUAGCCUCCGUACCAGCAGGUGGGGCUGUAGCAGCGCCCGCUGCUGCCGCCGGGGCGACUGGAGCCGUGGCUGCGCCUGCUGCUGCGGAAGAGAAAAAAGAAGAGAAGAAAGAGGAAUCAGAAGAGUCAGACGAAGACAUGGGCUUCGGACUGUUCGAUUGAUCUGCCUUCUCUGUAUUCAAAAUGCAAUAAAAACAGAAAAUGGUUCACACAAUUAUGUUCUUUUGUUCUUUAAUUGGUUUAAAACUUGUCUGCUCUGAUCGUGACAGUGAUGAAUUUGAAGUGAACAAAUACUUGCAGUG